Aspergillus glaucus CBS 516.65 is the source of this 1619-nucleotide messenger RNA. Its product is annotated as putative 60S ribosome biogenesis protein Mak11. The transcript has 2 exons. Lineage: Eukaryota; Fungi; Ascomycota; Eurotiomycetes; Eurotiales; Aspergillaceae. The record is from RefSeq and is a predicted model, not a curated record. Gene Ontology annotation, molecular function: protein binding. Bases 48 to 1550 code for a protein of 500 amino acids.
AGAACAACUCUACCAAAAAAGAGAAAUAUCGUUCAUUUUUUAUCGUUAUGGCUAAACGCAAGAGAGAGGAAACCGUCAAGGACGUCCAGUCCUCCGACAAAUCGUCCAAGGCCUCUAAACCCGCGACAAACCAGGAAUCCUCGUUCGACCCGGUCAUCAAUGUGCAAAUCGUGACCGGCUCCUACGAGAGAGUGCUGCAUGGGUUUACUGCAGGGGUGUCUGCAGCUGCUUUGGCUUCGAAAGACACCAAGGAGUCUGCUGUCGGCCCUUCGCAGGUGCAAUUCGCCGAUACGUUCCUGUUCGAGGCGCAUUCUUCGGCCAUUCGGUGUCUCGCCUUGUCUCCCACACCCAAACCGGAUUCGACAGAGCCUCCUCGUGUUAUACUCGCCAGUGGUAGUACCGAUGAACGUAUCAAUCUGUACUCCGUCUCUGCUGCGCCUCCAGCCGUGAAUGAUCAGUAUCCGUCCGUUCCGACUCUGGCAGGAAGCAAGGUUCUCGAGAACCCGAAGAAUCGCGAACUGGGCUCCCUCCUACACCAUUCCGCCAGCAUCUCUGGGCUGAGCUUCCCGUCGCGCUCAAAGCUCUUGACCUGUGCCGAUGACAACACCAUCUCCGUUUCGAAGACUCGCGAUUGGACCGUCGUGUCGACCAUCAAGGCUCCUCGUCCCAAGGUCCAAGGAAGGCCCAGCGGUGAUACUGCACCAGAGGGAGGAUCUCCCUCUGGUGUGAAUGACUUCGCAGUGCACCCGAGUAUGAAAUUAAUGCUCAGUGUUGGAAAGGGAGAAAAGUGCAUGAGACUGUGGAACUUGGUGACGGGAAGGAAGGCCGGUGUGUUGAACUUUACCAGGGAGAUGCUCCAAUCGGUCAAGGAGGGCAAGUGGAGCUCAGGUGAAGGCCGGAAGAUUGAAUGGAACUCGAAGGGUGAAGGAUUCGCCGUCGCAUUCGAGUGGGGUGCUGUGGUUUUUGGAAUUGACUCUACCCCGACAUGCAGAGUUGUGCCCAACCCGCGGAGUAAGCUUCACCAGAUGAAGUAUGUCACCGUUGAUCCGUCGUCCGAGGAUGCGAAUGACUUGCUUGCCGUUUCCACGGAAGAUGGACGAGUCAUCUUCUACUCUACAAAGAAGCUACGGGAGCCUGAGAACGACCCUGACUCGUCUAUCCCUUUUGCGGAACCCAUUGCUCAGCUUGGCGGUAAGGUAAAUGGUCUGCCUGGACGUAUCAAGGACUUUGAGGUCUUCAGUCUGAAGAAUGAGCCAACGGUUAAGAAGGAUGCCUUCCUUGUGGUGACUGCAAACAGUGACGGGGCUGUCCGCGUCUGGCUGGUGGAUGGCAAGGAGCUCAAAGAGCAAGAUGACUCGGAGAAUGCUUCGACUGCUCCCCAGGUUGGCAAGCUUCUGAACACGUACGAGACUGGCAAUCGAAUCACCUGUAUGAAGGCGUUUGUGAUGCUGCCUGUUGAGGAUCAGUCAACGCUGGAGGACUUCGACGAGGAAGAUGAGGAAGACGAAGAGAGCGAAGAGUCAUCGGAUGAAGAGAGUGAUGCUGAGUAGAUAUCUACUGUCCUAUAUACCCUAUUGUUCAUAGAACUGUAUCAAUUCGAGUAAAAGUUAUGCGUCUAU